AUGGCCGAACAUCUCACCAUCAAUUCGGCCCACCUGGCAGAUAAGGACCAGCGGCCCAACCUUCACAACACUGGCACAGCAUUCGGGGAAGCCGCAGAAGUCUCAGCAACACUAAUGGGCCUGCCCACAGAGAUCCGGCAGACGAUCUUCCGGCAUUUGUAUAGGGAGACGAAGAUUCGUUGGUAUGCGACACGAGUCCCCGCCGAGCGUGAUCCUGUCACCACAAAGCUGCUGGUAUCGAAGAAAUAUUUCGCGGAAGCCCGAGAAGUGCUCCUUCGAAGCGCAACAGCGAACGUCUGGGCAGCUUACAGUACUGCUGGGCACAAAUCACUCUCUUCCACCAGGGACUUCAGAAAACUCAGAUUCCUACACAUCGAUGCGUCGUGGGAGCCUUCAAAGGUCAGCGUCGCCUCUCUUACCGCAGUAUUGCGAACAAUGUCAAACCUGCAGAGUGUCACGCUGGACACAAACAGACAGCUCCGUCUUGCCAGUGGCUUCGAAAAAGGUCUCGGUCCUGAACGGGACUCCGGGGGCUACCUGCUUCCCAGACAACUAACAAACGAUGCCAUGAAGCAAUUCUGCGAGGCUGUCCUGGAAUUCCUCCUCGACUGUUUUUCUGACGGUGAUGAGGCGCCGCCGAUGGCUCAGCCAGAGCUUACAGCUAUACUGAAGAUCUGGAAUCAGCGGCGUCGUGCUUUUCGCGUCGUCGUGAAGGUCAGGACCCGUCGACAUGAUGAGGAUACAAAUACUUGGUUUGAUAGCGCUGUAGGCCGAUCACUCUGCGACUGGCGGAGGUCCGAAUCUGAUGCUGCGUACCACUGGUGGAGAACAGAUCUGGACCUAGCAACGAUGGCCGCGACUCUUGUUGAGAGCCAAUGGACCCUGGACAAGACACGUCGCCCCGCACCCUUGGUCAACGAAGGAGAUUUGCGGUGGCCACGGCAGUGCUGGAAGUCUAACUCGAGGAAUAUAUUCGACAUGAAGAUUGUGAUCGGGCAUGCUUGA
Cyphellophora attinorum is the source of this 1005-nucleotide messenger RNA. RefSeq lists its product as uncharacterized. Lineage: Eukaryota; Fungi; Ascomycota; Eurotiomycetes; Chaetothyriales; Cyphellophoraceae. The record is from RefSeq and is a predicted model, not a curated record. The transcript is spliced from 2 exons. The coding region runs from base 1 to 1005 and encodes 334 amino acids.